UUAAACGUUCAGGCUUUAGGACCGCGCGGAUCACGUUCUCGGUUGGCUGUGGCUCGUUGUGAACCGUUGGUACUCCUCGGCCACGGUGACGGUACAGAUAACACCUGGCUGACGGAGGAGGCUACAUCUUAUCAUGUAGCUGCGCAGCUCUGGGACUUUACCUGACAAACCUGUUCGUUUUCCCCUUUACGUUAUGCGGGCAAAAAUGAUGUGAGGAUGGCCAAGCGACCGGGGACUGAGGACGGGAUGGUGACUUCGCCCACCGUUCUGCGGAAUUUCGCCGCCGAUUUGAGCAUCGGAGACGUGAACAUGGACUGCGGCGACGGAGCCGAGGAGCUCUCUUUAGAAGAAAUCCUGGCUUUGUACAGCCAGCCGAUAAACGAGGAGCAGGCAUGGGCAGUGUGUUACCAGUGUUGUCGGACUUUAGCGCAGAAACACCGGAGGAGAAGCUCCAAGUCUGCCGUUGUCUCAUCAGCCGAGCACCCGAGGAGGAUUGAGGGACCCGGGAAUGUGAGGCUCGGGAAAGACGGGACUGUCAAACUGCACUUUGAAGACAGCGCAGAUAAAUACCAGUCGGCCCCUACGUCAUUAGAGGUUAUUGACUCACUGGGUGUCAUGAUCUACAAAGCUCUAGACUAUGGCCUCAAAGAAAACGAAGAGCGCGAGCUCAGCCCGCCUCUGGAGCGCCUCAUCGACAUGCUGACCAACACGGAGGAAACUGAGAGUGACCCCUGUCCCGACGAGGGCUACGAGGCCACAGAAGAAGAGGAUGAAUGCGAAGAAGAGGAGGAAGGGGACCUCGUGUCUGAUGGCUCCAGCAGUACAAUCAGUAGCAUCCGGAGCUAUCGAGACAUCCUCAUGCUAUGUUCUUCCCACCUACCCAGUCCAUCAGAUGCCCCCAACCAUUACCAGGCUGUGUGCCGGGCUCUGUACGCUGAGAGCAGAGAACUGCGCACUUUCUUGGAGAAGAUCAGGAGCGCCAAGGAGAACCUUCGGAAGAUGGAAGGGGAGACUCAGGAAGAACCUGUUAAAGACCUCAAUGAGCUGCAAAAUGCAGACUGGGCACGGUUCUGGGUACAGGUGAUGAGAGAUCUAAGACAUGGUGUAAAGUUGAAGAAGGUCCAGGAGCGCCAGUACAACCCACUACCCAUAGAGUACCAGCUCACACCCUACGAGAUGCUGAUGGACGACAUCCGUUCAAAACGUUACAAGCUGCGAAAAGUCAUGGUGAAUGGGGACAUUCCUCCACGGUUAAAGAAGAGCGCACAUGAGGUCAUUCUAGAAUUCAUCAGGUCACGACCUCCUCUCAACCCUGUCUCUGCUCGCAAACUCAAACCACACCCUCCGCGUCCCCGGAGCCUUCACGAGCGACUGCUGGAGGACAUAAAAGCGGAAAGGAAGCUGAGGCCGGUUUCACCCGACAUGAUCCGCAGAAACCGCCUGGUCAUGCGACCCCUUAGCAUGUCUCACAGCUUUGACUCAUCAGGUGCAGGGAAAAGCAUCAGCACUCCUCAGGACUUGUUCCGCAGCUCAGACACUCCUGAUGCUCGGAGGAAGUUGACCUGCAGCACGCAUUCACUAUCCAGCAGCAUAGCGGGACCAAAUCAGGGUGGCGGGCAGGCGCUUAGCCAGAGAAAGAGGGUGCUCAAAGCGCCCACGCUGGCGGAACUGGAUGGCUCUGAUUCCGAUGAGGAAACCACACGGAGCAGCUCCAGCAUGUCCACGUCUUUAAUAGAAGACACGUCUCCUGACUCCGUCACAGCCACGAAGGCUCCUCCAAAAUUCCUGCCCGUCUCCGCCACCCCACAGCCAGACAAGCGACAAUCUUCACAGAGGCGGCACUCUAUCGAGAAGGAGUCCCCUACCAGCGUCAGGCCUUUCUUACCAUCAUCCAGACGGAGCUCAAAGUCUUUGGUGGAUGCCGGCAGUGGCGCUCAGGGCUCGGAGGAGUUCUGUUACCCGGUGGAGUGUUUGGCUCUGACGGUGGAGGAGGUGAUGCACAUCAGGCAGGUCCUCGUCAAGGCCGAGCUGGAGAAGUUUCAGCAAUACAAAGAAAUCUACAACGCUCUCAAGAAAGGAAAGCUUUGCUUUUCUUGCAGGAUUAAAAGGUUCUCCAUCUUCACCUGGUCCUAUACAUGCCAGUUCUGCAAAAGACCUGUGUGUUCCCAGUGCUCGAAAAAGAUGCGGCUGCCGUCUAAGCCCUAUUCCACCCUGCCUAUCUACUCUCUGGGUCCCAGUGCUGUGGUUAAAGAAGACACAGGCACAUCUUCUGCCCCAGCUGAGCCAGAAAAGCAACCCUUUGGGUCUGCGCACGCCCGGCACAGUCUGCGCAGAAGGUUGUCCAAGCACAGCAUCAGCAAAGACGGGCGGUCGCAGGACGAGCUAGAGCUGCCCAAGGAGCUCACUGAGGACUGGGUCACCAUGGAGGUCUGUGUGGACUGCAAGAAGUUCAUCACGGAGACCAUCACCUCCAGCAGGCGCAGCCUGUGCGUGGCCACCAAGCGGGCCCGCCUCAAUCGCAGAACCCAGUCGUUCUACAUGUCGUCGUCCAGCUCUGUCAACUUCAGGCCUUCGGAGCGAACCAUCAAUGAGAUGUAGAACAUCGGACUGGUUGGUGCACUUUAAGUUAAGCUUUGUCAUUCAAUUAAAAAACAAACAAAAAAAAACAACAAAAAGCCCAAAACAAACAAAAAAAAAAAAAAACCCUCCCACAGUGAUGUGUGUACAUAAAGUGGAGAUUUGCAAAGAAGUAAGAAGUGACCAUGUGGCCAGUCCAUUCCAAGCUAAAGCUAGUAAAGUUUCUGAUACUUCAUCCUCCUCUCAGAUUGACUGAGAGGAGGGAUGCACCGUCGGUCACAGCUGGUCAGGACCCUGUAGUCUCUGUCACAGAGGGCAGCCGAGUUUCUGCAUGUGGCUGACGUUAUCGAAGGUAAAUAGCGCUGCUGAUGUCACCAUCGUGAGCCGGGGUAAGGGUGGGUGGGAGCGAAUGACACAAAGCCAAAAGAUGCAGUGGUAUCGUGUAAAUAGUUCAAAGGCCCAAUCAUAGUAAGUUUUCCAGUUCCUGUUUACGUCUAGCACUCAGGAAGAACAAACGAUUGUCUUUUGACAGAAAUGCACUGUAGAUCCUCCCGUCAGGUCUGCUGGGGUAGAUGUCUGCCAGUCCCCUGCCCCUCUGAUUCUUCCAGCAACACUUAUGCCAAAAGUUACAUCUCUUCUUUUUUUUAAAGCCAGUUUAAAUGUAUAUUUGCUAUGAUCUCAUGUGGCUGUUACAGCACGUUGAGGGGUUAAAAAUAGCCUGGUUAUUUUUCUGGGUGGGUUUUAGUAUUUAAUUAAAAAUGUAUAAUCAAUUCUGUGCCUGGUGCCAAAAUGUAAUUUCUUUCUCUGAAUGCCUUUUGUAGUUACGGACCUACUGUACAUACAUGUGAUGAACUAAGCGAGGGAGCAAAUUUUAGGGUUAAUCCAAGGUUUGGUUUCUCACCAUUCAGCGCUCUAGGUUGGCAAUAGAAGCACAGACGUGUCGGGUUCGUGAGUGUGUACAUGUUGUAUAUCUUAACUGUUCCAAAAUUUGAUUUAAUAUAAAUCUGUAACAAAGUAUAAUUUUACCACGUUUUAGGAUUUCUGCCUCAAGAGUUUCUUUAUUGGAAAAAGUUGUUGAUUAUUAUUCUUAUUACUAUUAUUAUUAAUGUUAUUAUGUUUCUGUCAAUAUAAUAUUAAAGUUUUAUUUCUGUUCUUGUAUGGUUUAUAAACUUCUCAGUGUUAUACCCUUCUAAAUCACAAAUAGCACUUUUACUGGAUCAAUUUAUUGUUUAUUUUGGUUCAUUUAUGUCUUAAAUGAUUAUGAUUUAUGUUUUUUUUUUGUUUUGUUUUGGUUUGGUUUUUUUUUUCACCUCUUGGGGGUUCAUAGUGCCAUUUUUUUCCCCAGAGUUCCUCAUGAAUGAAAAUGUGUUUGAGUGACUUCUGGCUGCUUCACAGGAAGGACUAAUUACUGAAUCCACUAGAAACACACCACUGAAUUGAAUGUAGGCACUUUAAGUAUAGGACUGUCAUCCUUUACCAAUAUUUUAGCCUUUUCAAAUCACAGUCUCACACAUGUGUUCAGAGUGUGUGUGUUUGGGGGGUAAAAAGUUGUUACAAAAUGAACACAAAUCCUAACCAGCCUGUUCAACGAUGAUGCCAUGUUCCAAUGAAAUAGUCCAUCUGAUAAGUUUUAUUUUAGAGAUCUGUAAAGGAAUGUGUGCAUGCUGUACUGUGCUUUUUUUUUUUUUUUUUUUUUUUUUUUUUUUUUUUUUUUUUUGUUUAUCAAGGAAAUUCUAAUAAAAUCAUCAUGAUUCUUAA
Oreochromis aureus is the source of this 4335-nucleotide messenger RNA. It is a transcript of the gene spire1a, whose product is annotated as spire-type actin nucleation factor 1a. Gene Ontology annotation, cellular component: cell cortex; cytoplasmic vesicle membrane. Gene Ontology annotation, molecular function: actin binding. The record is from RefSeq and is a predicted model, not a curated record. The coding region runs from base 217 to 2598 and encodes 793 amino acids. The transcript has 19 exons. Gene Ontology annotation, biological process: actin filament polymerization; establishment of meiotic spindle localization; Golgi vesicle transport. Lineage: Eukaryota; Metazoa; Chordata; Actinopteri; Cichliformes; Cichlidae.